This is a messenger RNA of Impatiens glandulifera, 974 nucleotides long. RefSeq lists its product as uncharacterized. Bases 57 to 641 code for a protein of 194 amino acids. The transcript is spliced from 2 exons. NCBI's taxonomy places the organism in Eukaryota, Viridiplantae, Streptophyta, Magnoliopsida, Ericales, Balsaminaceae. The record is from RefSeq and is a predicted model, not a curated record.
AUCAUCAUCCCAACAUAGAAAACAUAUCCAAUUGAGCAUUUUAAAGCCAAAAAAAAAUGGGAAACACUUUAGGUGGUAAAAGAAUUGUAAAAGUGAUGAAGAUAAAUGGCGAAACAAUCAAAUUCAAAACUCCGAUUAAAGCGGGCGAUGUAACAAAGGAUUACCCCGGCCAUGUUCUUCUCGAAUCCGAAUCCGUCAAGCAAUUAGGUAUUCGUGCUAAACCUUUGGAAACAUGGCAAGAACUAAGACAUAACCAUCUUUAUUUCAUUGUUGAAUUACCAACUAAUAAUAUGGUUCAACAAAAAGCCGACCGUCCUAGGAGAGUUCGGUCAGGCAUAAAUAUGACCGCAAAGGAUAGACUCGAGAGCCUUAAGAUGUAUAGAAGGUCGGUUUCAAGCAUCACGGUUGUUCCUUCCGCGAGUGAUAUUCCCGCGGAAGCUGGUGGCGGCGUGAGGUUGAAGAUGAGACUGCCGAAAGCCGAGGUGGAGAGACUAAUGAGAGAAAGCAAGGAUGAAGGAGAGGCGGCUGAGAAGAUCAUCGGACUUUGUAUGGGCGGCGGCCGUGACGGCGGAGGUGAAGAUGGGAAGGUUACACAUAGGCGGCAUGUGCAAUGGGAUCCUGAAGUGAGUAGGCGAGAUUGAAAAGCGUAGACAUAUAAGAAGAUCGACGUUGAUUAGUAGUUCAAGUAUAAUCGGAUGCUCCAAACCUUAUUAUAGAGCAUAUGCCAUCGAAAUGAGGAGGAAUGCUUGACCGGGAAGUGGGAUAAGUGAGAAAUCUUGGAAAAAUCAAAAAUCCUAAAAAUGAUAAAGAAUGUGUUGAAUAUAGAGUUUCCUGAAUUUGCUCUUGCCAUUUUCAAGAGAAGUCUUAGCAAUAUCUGGAAACUUUGUGCUUUUUUGUUUGUUUUUAUAUGUUAAUUAAAGGUGUAUAUGUUCUUUAUAUCAUGCUUGAAUAUUGGAUAUAAUUUAUGAUAUAUG